GACCUCUCCCUCCAGACCUUUUUCUGCGCGCAGUGACAGCUAUCUGUCCAAUCAGCAUUGUGGAUGCUACAGAGCGCUUUGCUGUCUUGUUGCGGUCUGAGACGCGUCAACACUGGAAAGCCGCUCAGUCAGUCUGAGGUGUGAUAAUUACUCCGGGGCUUCACUGAUAGAGAGGAAGGAGCUGUCACUGAAAUGGAGGCCAACAAAUCGGAAGGCAGAGGUAAAGGAGACCAGGCAACACAGAGCCCAAGUGUACAGUUGGACAGACCAGAAAACCUCCACAACAUGCAGAGCCUGCUGCCCAAGGCCGUGAAGCGGCGAGUCCAUGCCCUGAAGAGGCUGCAGGUGCAGUGUGCUCAUAUAGAGGCCAAGUUCUAUGAGGAAGUGCACGAACUGGAGAGGAAGUAUGCUGCCCUCUACCAGCCCCUGUUUGACAAGAGGCGAGAUGUUGUGAAGGGAGCGGUGGAACCCACAGAGGAAGAGUGCGAGUGGCACAGCGAAAGAGAGGAAGAGGAGGAGCUAGCGGAGGAGCUGAAGAAGAAAGCUGCAGUCGAGGAGAAAAAGGAGGAAGCCACCCCAGAGGAAGACGCCAAGGGCAUCCCUGAGUUCUGGCUCACCAUCUUUAAGGGUGUUGACAUGCUCAGCGACCUGUUACAGGAGCACGAUGAGCCCAUCCUGAAGCAUUUGCAAGACAUCCAGGUGAAGUUCUCUGAGCCUGGCCAGCCCAUGAGCUUCACACUAGAGUUUUACUUCGAGCCCAACGGCUUCUUCAACAAUGCCGUUCUCACCAAGUUGUACAAGAUGAAGUCGGAACCGGACGCAACGGACCCCUUCUCCUUCGAGGGCCCAGAGAUCGUCGACUGUGAAGGGUGUCAGAUAGACUGGCACAAGGGCAAGGACGUGACUGUGAAGACCAUCAAGAAGAAGCAGAAGCACAAGGGCCGUGGUACAGUACGCACCGUCACCAAGCAGGUCCCUAACGACUCCUUCUUCAACUUCUUCAACCCCAUCAAAGUGUCACCAGAUGGAGAGAUGGACGAGGACUCAGAGUUCAACCUAGCUACAGACUUUGAGAUUGGACAUUUCUUCCGUGAGAGAAUAGUGCCCAGAGCUGUGCUCUACUUUACUGGAGAGGCCCUGGAGGACGAUGAGAGCUUUGAAGAGGAGGAGCUAGAAGAGGGGGAUGAAGAGGAACAGGAUGAUGACGGUGACGAUGAUGAAGAGGGAGACUUUGACCCCAAGGUCAGCAUAAUCAAUCAUUCUCACCCCCAUGCAUUUUGUAGAAAGAGGAGCCCCAGCCAACCGAGUGCAAACAGCAGUAACCGUGGUGACCAUGGGAGCUUGGCGGGGCCCAGCCGUCCGUCAAAUCACUACUCAUCCAAUCAGCACCUCACCCCCCCUGCAGGCUCCCUCCCCUUAUGAACUCUCACACAAAACGCAAUAUAACACAACCAAACAGUUGAGAGAGAUUGUUUUAAAAUAAUUUCAUGCAUGACCUUUUGUCGUCUAGCCCUGCCCCCUUGUUUAGGCUUCUCUCAUGCUCAAGAUGAGGUCACCUGGGCUGAAUUCACCAUGGCAACGCAGUCUGCUUUACAGUAGGCAACAACUGCCAAGAGCCUCAGAAUAUCCUGGGAAAUUCAAAAAAUAAUCGCAAGUGGUAUGGAUCCCAACAUUAGUUUUCAUGGAUAAAUCAGUUACUCAGGGUUUUUUAAUGCCAAGAUAAGUGUUAGUCUGCCAGGAAGCUGCUGAUCUAGCUUGACCUGAUAUCACUGGGGUUGCAAAUACGUUCUUUUUUUUUUUUUCUUUUUUUUCUUCCGUUAUGGUAUGUUUAAGAGACACAAUGUAUACUGAAUUUGAUGUCCUUUUUUAAAUGUUCAUUGUCAUGUCAUUGGACUAUUUAUUCUGGUCUCAUGCAGCUGUACAGGUGGUCCAUUGUGGGAAAUAAUUUUGUCCCGCCCACUCUGGUGAAGGCCCAUGCUCAUUGGCUGAGCAAACUCCGAUACUAUUAAGGCUUUGCAGAUUAACAAAAUGUGUGUACUGCCAAACUGUAUUUUUUUAAUAUAUGAACUGGUUUCAGGCACUCUCUUUUUCAGUUUGACUGCUUAGACUGUGCCCAGUUUUGUCUGGCUUAACAUGAACUAAUCACAAAUUAAACUAACUGCCUCCUCGGGCCACACUUUAGAGCAUUUAGGUCACAAGAAGGUGGAAUGGGACCCUGGUGAGCAGAUCUGCCAAUAUUUUAGCCACCCUCAACCAUCACCCUCAACCAUCAACCCUUUGGCUCCGCCCACUCCACACCAUCUUAGGUCUAACGUUCCUGGACAGGCACUGCAACAGCCAAUCAGUGACCAAAGUGAAAGUGGCUUACUCAUUGCGUACACCUGGCUUGUCCAACCAGAUCUCUAGAGGUGUAUAAAGGGUGGGGCUUACAAGUUAUCCCAGGACAGGUCCUGCCCAUCCCCAUAAUCAGCCAAUCAGAUCGGUUGAAUUUGGCUCCAUUUCAAACCUCUUACGUUAACCCAUUAUUCAACAUUCACAAUGAAUCACCACCUCAGGCCAAAGCUCUGGGAACAGGAAUGCUCUUCCUUCUCUGAUCAACAGAAAGCAUGUUGCUGAACAAGGCUGUAGCCAAUCAUAUCAAAGCAGGGGUUUUCCCCAGGAAGGGAGCGUAACUUUCUAUAGACCUUUCUGUUCAUUAACAACUUGUCAGUGUUGUAGAGUAAGGAGAGGGUUGGAAACCACAGCUGUGUGGCAGCUUGUCAGCACAUCCAACAGGGCCCCAAAUAUCCUAAUUACUAUUACUGAUUGUUUUACUGGCCCUCUCUUUUAACAAACUAAUAACUAAAGGAAAGGGGGGGGGGGGGUAAUGUUACGAAUUUCUGAAUUUAUAUAUCCAUCCACAGAAUGUGUCUCCGAUAUCAAAGCUUGUGGUAACAAUUUUCCUCUUAUGUACUGUCUGGUGUCACCAACUUGUGUGCUGGUCGGUACGGUGGUCCUCAUCUGUCCACAGGUGGUCAAGGAUACCCCCCCACCUCUUAUUUUUAAAGAAAGUUGUAGGUCUCGUUGGACAGAUCUCUCCAAGCCACGGUCAUGACUCCUUCAUGCCCCCAUAUUGAACCGUGUGCUAGCAAUGGCCUUACCAGGUUCUUCAUGAUUUGUUACUUGCGCAAUAUUCUUUUCAAUUUGUACAGAAUUAGUUAAGAUAUUCUAUUAAAGUUGUGCGACAUAAAACUU
Molecule: messenger RNA, 3234 nt
Organism: Osmerus eperlanus (European smelt)
Lineage: Eukaryota; Metazoa; Chordata; Actinopteri; Osmeriformes; Osmeridae
Gene: nap1l4a
Product: nucleosome assembly protein 1-like 4a
Exons: 15
Coding region: 193-1422 (409 amino acids)
Biological process (GO): nucleosome assembly
Cellular component (GO): chromatin; nucleus
Molecular function (GO): histone binding; chromatin binding
Source: RefSeq, a predicted model, not a curated record